AACAGCUGUUUGCACAUGAUAAACAAAACACAAAUAAUUUGUUGGAAAAACUUCUGAAGAGGUUAAAUAAACAGAUAAGUGACAUUGAAUUCUUUCAUAAGUAAUGGAUAGCCAGGCACCGUUCGAUGAUCUGCUUGUGGACAUUGUAGACAAUGCCUGGCGUAUGGAAGUUCUGCCUUUCGAUCAGAUACUAGUGCCACUCGAAAAGCUCCCCGAUCCGGAGGCCGAUGGUGGUGAUUCACAUUUGACUCUAAGCGAGCAGGAACAAAAGUGGACUGAUUUGGCGCUGGGUUCGCUGGCACCCGAUUCAGCACUGAUCGAUCAACUUAAUAUUACAUCCAUCUAACCAAGGACGAACAGUCCGCGGGCGAGCACCAACUCGCCCACCUUUCUAGCCCCCCCAAGUUUUAUACUAAACACAAACACCCCACCAGCAUGAA
This is a messenger RNA of Drosophila miranda, 440 nucleotides long. RefSeq names its product anaphase-promoting complex subunit 13-like. The record is from RefSeq and is a predicted model, not a curated record. Bases 104 to 346 code for a protein of 80 amino acids. Lineage: Eukaryota; Metazoa; Arthropoda; Insecta; Diptera; Drosophilidae. Gene Ontology annotation, biological process: protein K11-linked ubiquitination. The transcript has 3 exons. Gene Ontology annotation, cellular component: anaphase-promoting complex.